Molecule: messenger RNA, 1035 nt
Organism: Nothobranchius furzeri (turquoise killifish)
Lineage: Eukaryota; Metazoa; Chordata; Actinopteri; Cyprinodontiformes; Nothobranchiidae
Product: PEST proteolytic signal-containing nuclear protein
Biological process (GO): protein ubiquitination; proteasome-mediated ubiquitin-dependent protein catabolic process
Cellular component (GO): nucleus
Source: RefSeq, a predicted model, not a curated record
CUAAGGUACCGGACAAAACGUUUGCAUGAUGGCGGAUCGCAAGCCCAACAGGAGAAGUUUCUCCGACGACGGAGAAAGCAGUUGUUCACCUCGAUGAGUUGUCUUGCCUCAAGCAGGGCCGCAGGAGGAGGGCGACAGAGUGAAAACUAAGCCUGUCUCUUGUAGCACUAUGAGAGGAGAGGGUGCCACUGUCAAACGUACAUCUCAGCAUCUCACCUCUGAAGAUGAAGACUCGUCUUCAGCAGACCAGCCAGCACCUUCCAAAGCCUCCAAAAUUGGGUUUAGCAUGAGCAACAAGAUGGCGCAGAAAUCGAACCCCAUAACAAUCAAACUAGGCGCAUCAAAACCCAAAGAGCCUGCACCAUCAGCUCCACCCAAAAAGUCAGGGCUGGCUUCUGUUUUUAACGAAGAUGACGAUAGUGAACCAGAGGAGAUGCCUCCAGAAGCAAAGAUGAGGAUGAAGAACAUUGGCAGGGAGACACCAACAUCUGCAGGACCUAAUUCCUUCAACAAAGGGAAACAGGGCUUCUCUGAUAAUCAAAAACUUUGGGAGAGGAAGAUAAAGGCCCAAGGUGAAAAACAAUAAAUCACUACCACCAAUGGAGGAUUUUGUACAGCUUGUUAUCUACAAAGGCUCAAAAGCUUCUUUGGUGUAGCUUUUUUAAUGAUCAGUUUUGUGAACAUGCAAUGAAAAAAGACGAUGUCUAUGGUUGUUUCUGAACUUCCAUUUAAGUUUGGAACCAUCUCAUGCUGAUCCUGAGGGGAAACGAGCUGUAGAGAAGAAACACGAUUGUCAGAAUAUCAUUUUAAAAAUUCUCAUUUGCUACAGGACUUUUCAUGUUUUCUUUGUUUAAGCCGGUGAAGCUUAGUCCUCAGCAAGUACUUUUUUCUUGUCUCAUAUUUGUGUAAAAAAUGUACAUAGUUUUAUUUUGAAUUCCAUAAACUGGGUUGUGACUUCGAGUGUUGUGUAGCAGCGUGUGUGAGUUUUUUUGAAAGCAAAUGUAAUUUUCCCUCACAUUAAACUUCUUAACAUCA